GGAGAAACUGCGGCGCGAGAUUUGAUCUCCGACUAAGAUGAAUGAUUGUAGCGAAGAAAAACAGUUUGUGGUAGAAGGUACAAGCUGUACCUUGUUUGAUGAUCGGGAAAAAGCUCUUGAAGUUGAUGGGGAAAAACUACUAAUACCAUGGUGUGGUGACAAAUCAAUUUUGAUUGAUAGGUUCGAUGGACGUGGGUAUCUCACUGAUUUUUAUGAGGAAGAUCCUAAUUGCGAUUUAAGUCCUGACGAUCACUUGUCUGAAGAAGAGAUUGCAAUAGAAAAGAUGUGUGAUUUCGAACGUUAUUUGGAAAUGCAAGUGGACGUCCAUGAACUCGCAAUUCAAGAUGGUGAGUUUACUUUUGUAUUUGUGUUUUGAUGUAUUCUGCAAUACCACCCUUGCUGAUUGUUAAUGUGCUCUUAGCUUUUGAGUCAACACAUCUUUGGUAAACGUAUGUUGACAACUUCGUCUUACGUGGUAAGUAAUGUUUAUCAACAGAAUACAGUCCUUUUAACUUGAUAUUUGCUGUGAUUGUCACUAAAUUAACGUUGUUUGGGUUUUUAUGUUCAUUAGUGCAUCCACUGCACAUUUUAUGCUCCAGAGAUUAACACGUUUUACGUCUGUUUAUAUCUUGCAGGUUGUUUUUGGAGUGGGACAUGCAAUUCGAGCCUGAUGAGGCUAUGGGAAUAAGUAUACUUUCAAUGUAAUUAAACAUAAGUCAUUUUUUAAAACAAACUCCUACACUCACGUUUUCCAUUCCCAUAUAUAUCAUUCGUCCUGUUUUUUGUUUUCUAGAAGAAGCUCGAAAACGUGAAGCUGAACGAUCUCGCAAUGACUAUGGAGCCGUUAGCUUCUCUUAUGAUGAAAAUGCUUCCCAACCAAAUGGCGACGAAUCAUACGCUAACAAGGGAUCAAGUAAGUAAUUGUUAUUUUAUAGAAAUUGGUAUUUUAUGUUGAAUUGGAAUAUAUGUUUGUCAAUGAAAUUUAUUCUCCAGCUUAAUUAUUUACUCGGAUUAUUACUAUCUGUUAACUGCUAUGCAAGAAUAAUCCGCAUGACUUGUUAAUAUUUGAAUACUAUUGUCAACCAUUUAAUGAAGAUGACUUUACUGGCAGUUCAAUUUCAAAUGAUUAAUGAACUCUCAAAUUAUCGUAUUUAGAAAAUGACAAGUUUUGGGGAUUAAUGUCCAGUGUAUCACAUCAUAAUUACUCGCUACCUUCUGUUACAGAUCCUGUCUAGUCCUUUAAUUUUGUAGAUCCAAACUAACUGCCAAAAACUCUAGUUCGUCGCUCUACUUUGACCUUAUCAACUUCCUAUUGUUUAACAUUCUACUUAACGUCUAGUCAACAAAUGAGCUGGUAAGAACAUCUGACAAAUAUAUGCCAAAAAUCCUUUAAGUUGCAUGAACAUUUUAUAUGAUAUGGUUGCUUCCAGAGUUUUUCACUCAAUUGCAAUAGUAGAUUCAAAUCGAUCUGAUUGGUUAGUUGCCUUAAUAUGAGGGCGGCAUAAACUGACGAAGAUUCAUGAAUGUUGGGUUGCUAACAGAUUAUUUCACAAAAGUAAAGUCACUUUCUGGUAUGUUGCGUCAUCGCUUAAAUGAACAAAGUCUUUUUCGUUUCAAAGCAAUCUCUUUUUUCUAAACUAGCUGAGCCUGGGAUUAAUGAACAGCACUCUGAAGAGCCAUAUAACUGUCCUCCUGAGCUACAACAACUCUUGUCGAAUUUCCAACUUCCGGAAUCCGAUAAACAAGCUCACAUCAUUGAAAAGACUGCUGUUUUCGUCUCUCGACAAGGAAGUCAAAUGGAAAUAGUUCUUAAAGCUAAACAAAAUAAAAAUCCACUGUUUGGCUUUUUGACUUAUGACCACCCACUUAAUCCCUUCUACAAGGAGAUUGUGAGGUUAAUUUCCCAAGGUCGGUACGUUCCGAAACCUCGUCAGACUACAGAUAAACCAACUGGGACACUCUUUACAAGUUCGGACGAGUCAAACAAGGUAAGUGUCAAGUUUUUUGAGUUUCCAGAUCGUUAUAAUUACCUCACUUAGUAGUGUUAAGUGCUGUUUCUUUGGUAUGACCUUUUUACACGUGGUCACAAUUCUUACUGCAUCAGUUUUAUGUAUCAUCUAAUGAGCUCCACGUUGCUGUGUGAAAUAUUCGUUUUAUGCAUUCUCUAAAUAUUGCCGUCACAUUUUUUAGAAGAAAUAGGAUAGUUUAAACGAGGAAUGUAAGUUGUUUUUUUAGGUUUGUAAGUAAUUAUCCACUUAACACCAGGUAUCUUCAGGUUUAAAGCUUAUCUACACCCAGUCAUGGUUAUCUUGCAAACAGUUUUAUGCAUUCGGAACUUACCUCUGUUAUGUGUAAAUAUUCAUUAUUAAGAUUAUACAUACCUCCAUUUUCCGUUGUUUUCAGUCAAUUCAUGAAGAUGUUUACGAGUUGAAGCUACCAAAGGUGGACAUUUCAAAUACAUCAUAUGCUCCACUAAUAUCCAAGUUCAAGAAAAUUAAUGAAAUGGCUGCAGCUGUCGCAGCUGCAAAUCGUGUUACCCCUGCUUCUGAUAUCCAGUCUUCUAUCGCUACUCCUGAGGCAUUGACUGAAACAGAACGUCCUCUUUACGAUCCUAGUGAGGUUGAAAAUAACUCUUUGGACAGCCUUAAAGACAAUAAUAAACCGUUGGAUUCAGAAAAGACGAAGACUCCCUCACCACAAUCUGAAGUCCACGCCGACGUUUCUGCUACUAAUGAAAGCCUUGCUGAUGUUCCAGUAGUUGGGAAAGACAAUGUGAUAUCAGAAUUAGUAGAUCCUUUGUCUCCAGAAGAGUAUGAACGUAUUUACCAGGAGUAUUAUAAACACUACUAUGCUCAUUAUUACACACAUUAUUCUAAUCAGUGGGCUUUAUCUGAGUAUGUCAAUGAUGAAAGUUUCAAUAUUGUACAAGAAGCAGCUAAGGCAGCCGCUAUAGCAGCUGCGGCUGCAGUCAAUGUUGUCCAACAAACACGUUUAAAAGCUAGUGCUCCAGUAAUGUUCGAACCUCCACUUAGUGAUGAACAGCGUGGUAUUAUAAAUAAAAUGGCAGAAUAUGUUGUUCGUAAUGGUUUAGAAUUUGAAGAAUUGGUCAUUCGACAAAAAAGCAAAGAUCCACGAUUUGGAUUUCUGAAAUCAGAUCAUCCUUUACAUUCAUAUUACAUGGCUAAAAGAAAAGAACUAGACCCUGAUGAUAGCUUGACUAAAGCUGCAGACACUAAUUUUGGUAAUAUACCUCCUUCAAAAUCAUUUAAAGUAAGCUCGUCAAAAAAAUUGGAUUCAAAUGAAAAGCCUGAAACAAUGUUUCAAGAUAAUAAAACGAAAAAUGGUUCUCUUAAAAAUCCUCAGUCUCAUGAUUCUCAUAAAGACAAAAAAGAUGAUUUUGAAGCUUAUAAUUCAGAACGUCAAACUGGCAUCAGUUUCCGAUUAGCUCGCCCGAUUCCACCAAAGUCUCAGUCCACUCAAAAUACAGAAACGUCGGCGGGAGAAAUUAUGGACAUAAUUGAAGCUGCUGCACUAGAGUACUCAGAAUCUGUUUCCAAAAGUUUAAGACGGACUAACGAACAACUUAAUAGGUUAUUGAGUCAUUCGAAAAGUGACAGUCAGUCAAAAUCACAGAAGAGAAAAACUCGAUCUCCAAAAAUGUGUGUUAUACCUGGUAUUCCCAGUCCUAGUUCAUCGUCUUCCUCGGAAUCUUCUCCACCUCAAGUUGAAAGUCCAUACUCUUACACAAAUCGUUCUAGUGGAGCUUCAAAUUCGAAUUCUGUUUGUACAUCACCCUCCAUAUCCUUUGAGCGAAAUGAAAGAAAUAAACAAGUGCAUAACAUUCAGUCUCCUGUUCAGUCUAUCUGUAACAUCACUUCACCCUAUGAUAAUAAUUUGUGUUCUCCUGUGGAGUCGAUAUCUAAUUCAAGCUCACAUUUAACCUCCAACUGGCCUUCAUGUGCUCUUGAAGAUUUAUUAGAUAUACAUGAACCUACAAGUCUUUUGGACUUCUCUGCCGAUGGUUAUCAAGUUACGGUCCCUACAGCUAAAGAAGAGCGUCUGCGUGAGGAAAGGCGUAAAAAAGCUGCCCAAUUGGUUACCCAGUUGAAAUUAACUAAUUCUAUCACAAAAGGAAGUAUAAAUACUAGUACAACUAUCUCCAAAUCUUCGACAGUUAAUACCACAUCAACGACGGCUAAUCGGUAUCGUUCGUCACCUCCACCAGCUCCUGAUUCAGUCCCUGCAGCCGUCGCACAUGCUGUAGUUGCUAACAUGAAACGUCGUCGAGAAGCUUUGGAAAUCGAGAACAAAGCUCGUAGAAGGCGCCAUCGUUCACCACCAGCUGCUUAUGCAUUUGCGCGUAAUCGAAUCUCUGACAGAUCUCCACGGAGGUCACCAACUCCUAGGUGUGAUUCUUAUGAUCGUGAGGACCCAAGAGAUCGGGACGAUCAUCAUUCAAAAUCCAAGAAAAAACAUAAAAAAUCUCAUUACUAAUCACAUCGUAAAGACACAUUAUUGUAAACAAGUGUACAUAUUUAUAUUAUAUUGUGAUCUUGUAUUAUUAAGCAGAAAUGUGAUUAAUUCGAACAAGGUUUUGAUGCGUUGUUCCUUUCCACAGUUUUGAGCAGCUGGAAAAAGUUCUCUAUCAGCCACAAGAGAUUUUCGAAACUAUAAUUGUAAUGUAAUUUAUAUUUAAAUGUCUGGUUUGUAUGAUAUGUGUAACCUUGAUAAAAUUUGAUACUGAACGACCUAGAUUUGUAAUAAUUACCAGUUUAUAUUCACAUUUCAUAUAUUCUAACACGUGAAUAACAACGUUUAUCCACUGAC
This is a messenger RNA of Schistosoma guineensis, 4827 nucleotides long. Lineage: Eukaryota; Metazoa; Platyhelminthes; Trematoda; Strigeidida; Schistosomatidae. The record is from the annotation of a GenBank genome assembly.